Molecule: messenger RNA, 1944 nt
Organism: Aspergillus oryzae RIB40
Lineage: Eukaryota; Fungi; Ascomycota; Eurotiomycetes; Eurotiales; Aspergillaceae
Exons: 2
Coding region: 1-1944 (647 amino acids)
Biological process (GO): mRNA splicing, via spliceosome
Cellular component (GO): catalytic step 2 spliceosome
Molecular function (GO): RNA binding; protein binding
Source: RefSeq, a predicted model, not a curated record
AUGACAGAUCCGGUCGUAUUGCAGUCGGCGGUCCGAGUGCCCACACCUCCACCUGGCACAUCCUAUUCUCCAAAUGCAUCAGGCUCACGAAAACGCUCGCCCCCCUCUCGUUCACCUUCUCCCAACCGUCGCCGGUCGCCUCCAGGUGACUCUGUAAGAGAAGAUGGCGACGCGCCACGGAUUGAUCCUGAACGUGCCAUUGAGCGAGAACGACAACUUGCGGAGCGUGUCCGUCAACAUGAGAAGCAGGAGGCCGCGCGGAAACCAAUGACGGAGGAAGAAAAGCAGGCUUCAGCCAAAGCUGAAUAUGAGAAACUUUUGAAUAUGCGGUCGGGAGGAACCUACAUCCCCCCUGCUCGACUCCGUGCGCUACAAGCACAGAUUACAGAUAAGACAAGCAAAGAAUACCAGCGUAUGGCAUGGGAAGCUUUAAAGAAAUCGAUCAAUGGUCUUAUCAACAAAGUCAACGUCUCAAACAUCAAACAUAUUGUUCCAGAACUUUUCGGUGAGAACUUAGUACGUGGGCGCGGCCUAUUUUGCAGGAGCAUUAUGAAGGCUCAAGCUGCCAGCUUGCCGUUCACACCAAUUUACGCUGCAAUGGCGGCUAUCGUCAACACCAAGCUUCCUCAAGUUGGCGAACUGCUGCUUAAUCGAUUGAUCGUCCAGUUCCGCAAGGCGUUUAAACGGAAUGACAAGGCGGUCUGCAUCUCGUCGACGACUUUCAUCGCUCACUUGUGCAACCAACAGGUCGUACAUGAGAUGCUCGCAGCUCAGAUUCUUCUUCUCCUGCUCCACAAACCCACAGAUGACAGUGUGGAGAUUGCCGUCGGCCUCACAAGGGAAGUCGGUCAACAUUUGGAGGAGAUGAGUGGUCCUAUUGCCCUGGCGGUGUUCGAUCAGUUCAGAAACAUUCUCCACGAAGCCGAUAUCGAUAAGAGAGUCCAGUACAUGAUUGAAGUCUUGUUCCAAGUCCGUAAAGACCGUUAUAAAGACAAUCCGGCGAUUAAGGAUGAACUUGAUCUAGUAGAGGAAGAAGAUCAGAUCACACACCGUGUUGGCCUUGACGAUGAGAUUGAAACUCAAGAUACCCUCAACAUUUUCAAAUACGACCCGCAAUGGGAGGAACACGAGGAAGCUUACAAGAAAUUGAAGGCUGAGAUCCUAGGUGAAGGUAGCGAUGACGAAGAAGAUGAGGACGAGACUGAUGAGAGCUCUGAUGAAGAAGCUGAAGAAGAACGGCAGAUGGAUAUCAAAGAUCAAAGCAACACAGACCUCGUCAACCUGCGGAGGACCAUCUACUUGACGAUCAUGUCUAGUAUCGAUUUCGAAGAAUGCUGUCACAAACUGAUGAAGAUUUCACUGCCACCCGGCCUGGAGCCUGAACUUCCGUCGAUGAUUAUUGAAUGUUGUUCUCAGGAAAGAACGUACUCAAAAUUCUACGGUUUGAUUGGUGAGCGGUUUUCUAAGAUCAAUCGUCUUUGGUGUGACCUUUUCGAGGCCGCUUUCGCCAAGUACUACGACACGAUCCAUCGAUUCGAGACCAAUAAGCUACGCAAUAUUGCCCGCUUUUUCGGCCAUAUGUUCAGCACCGACGCCAUCGGCUGGCAUGUUAUGUCCGUGAUUCACCUCAAUGAAGAAGAAACCACUUCAAGUAGUCGUAUCUUCAUCAAGAUUCUCUUCCAAGACCUAGGAGAGCACCUUGGUCUGCAGAAGCUGCAGGAGCGCAUGAGAGAUGAGAUACUUCGCCCCAGCUUUGAGGGUCUUUUCCCGACAGAUAACCCUCGCAACACCCGCUUUUCUAUCAACUAUUUCACAAGUAUCGGCUUUGGUAUUCUGACAGAGGACAUGCGUGAACACCUUAAAAACCUCCCCAAGCCGACAGUCCCAGCUCUCCCUGCUCGCGACGCUACUCCUGAAUCAGACGCUGAAUCUCCCGGAAGGUAA